Messenger RNA from Aphanomyces invadans, 1008 nucleotides. Its product is annotated as TIGR01456 family HAD hydrolase. NCBI's taxonomy places the organism in Eukaryota, Oomycota, Saprolegniomycetes, Saprolegniales, Verrucalvaceae. The record is from RefSeq and is a predicted model, not a curated record. The transcript has 6 exons. Bases 1 to 1008 code for a protein of 335 amino acids. Gene Ontology annotation, biological process: glycerophospholipid biosynthetic process. Gene Ontology annotation, cellular component: mitochondrion.
AUGAUGCGACGACAUGCUAUGGCGAAGGCACUCAAGAAGAAGUUUGGCGUUGUGUUCGACGUAGAUGGCGUGCUUCUGCGUGGCAAACUGCCAAUUCCUGGUGCGAAUCAAGUUCUGCAACACCUCCAUGACACAAAGACGCCGUACGCCAUCAUGACGAAUGGAGGUGGCACCACAGAAGAAAAGAAGGCCGAGCAGCUCUCGGAUAUCUUAAAGUUUGACAUCCCACCGACGCAGCUUUGCCUGUCGCACACACCCAUGCGAGAACUCGUGUCUACGUACGAAAACGACAUGGUGCUUGCCGUGGGCAAGUCAUGCGACAAGACCCGGGACGUGAUGGAGCAUUACGGUUUUCGUAAUGUCGUGACGGUGUCCGAUCUGCACUCGCACUUUCCCGCCAGCUAUCCCGAUAUCUCUGUCCCCAAGGUGCCACAUCACGGGAAAUACGACGUACACGACUUCAGAGCUGUGUUUGUCCUCAUGGACCCGAUAUACUGGGGCCGCGAGAUUCAAAUCAUUAUGGACGUGUUGACGUCCCACGAAGGCAAGUACGGCACGGUCGCCGAAGACGCGCAACAUGUUAACCUGUACUCCGCCUGCUCGGACUUUCAGUACGUCGGCGAACACCACUUGCCGCGGUAUGGCGCUGGCGCAUUCCGUGCUGUAAUGGAGGACCUUUACUUUCGAACGACGGGCAUGAAGCUCCGCCAGACGCUGUACGGCAAACCUGAGCGCACAUCGUACUUGUUUGCAGAGAAAGUUCUCGCAAAGCAACUGAACCCUGCCGCGGAAGAGCUUGCUACGAUCUACAUGGUGGGCGACAACCCGUACACAGAUAUCAAGGGUGCAAAGGCCGCGGGGGACGUGUGGAAGUCUGUGCUCACCAAGACGGGCAUGUUCCAAGGGGUGGGGAACCACGUCGAGCACCCAGCAGACGCGGUCGUAGCCGACGUUGGCAAAGGUCUCCAGUGGAUCUUGGAUGACGCUCAAACGCACGACAAGCCAUAA